AUGGGCGGCAAAACAUGGUCCAGACAAGAGGAGCGCUUCUUCUGGAGAACCAUCGUGCCACAGUCACCAAAGGCUGUGAAACCGUCCGAUCGAGUUCACGACUGGAAGGUCUGCGCCGAGAUCAUGCAACAGGAAAUGGGAGUGAAUGCUCGCCGCAAGUAUUCGAAGCUGAUGCUCUUCGAACACUAUUUCCAGAAUGUCCAAACUGGACACAAGUCUCCUUGCGCUCGCGAGUUCGUGGUGGAGCAUAAGCGCGCUCUCGGUGAGUUUCGCAAAAGGACAAGUGGUGGCCUUUGA
Molecule: messenger RNA, 297 nt
Organism: Trichoderma atroviride IMI 206040
Lineage: Eukaryota; Fungi; Ascomycota; Sordariomycetes; Hypocreales; Hypocreaceae
Source: RefSeq, a predicted model, not a curated record